Aspergillus tanneri is the source of this 1575-nucleotide messenger RNA. RefSeq names its product hydroxymethylglutaryl-CoA reductase. The transcript has 3 exons. Gene Ontology annotation, molecular function: protein binding; hydroxymethylglutaryl-CoA reductase (NADPH) activity. Bases 1 to 1575 code for a protein of 524 amino acids. Gene Ontology annotation, biological process: isoprenoid biosynthetic process; coenzyme A metabolic process; sterol biosynthetic process. Gene Ontology annotation, cellular component: peroxisomal membrane; endoplasmic reticulum membrane. The record is from RefSeq and is a predicted model, not a curated record. NCBI's taxonomy places the organism in Eukaryota, Fungi, Ascomycota, Eurotiomycetes, Eurotiales, Aspergillaceae.
AUGUUUGAGACUCUAUCAAGCCGCAUAAAAGGCACUCUGGAGGUUAUGAAGACUCUAAUGCGAUCGGUAGCCGUCCAUUUCGAAGACUCACUAGUAGCUGAGAAAGCAACAGGAAGAAACAAGCCAACGGAAGGACAUUUGUCGUAUUCCCAGCCCAGGACGAGGGCAGAAGGGUCUGGAAAUUCGCCAUCAUAUGACACGCAAGUCGUUUACAACCUCAACGGGAUUCGAGGCUGUUCAAACCAGAAGGAAGCGACGAUAGACGAAGUAUUACAACAUAGCUGCAAGGAGGCUGAUUAUGUCAAUGACCUCGCAGCUCGGUGCCUGUCGGGAGAGCUAAGCACACGACAGUUGGAAGCUAUAGCGAAUAGCUGCACUCAAGCAGUCAAAGUUCGACGAGAAGUGCUGAAACGGAAGGUCUCUGUCGCAAAAGGACGAGAAGCAACAGAUAACGACUUCCUCGACCAUUGCCCCCUGACGGGAUUUGAGUAUGCCCACGCGGUGGGUGUAUGCUGCGAAAAUAUGAUUGGACAUAUUACCAUUCCCGUGGGUAUUGCCGGCCCGCUGUUGAUCGAUGGUAUUGAAGUAUUUCUUCCUAUUGCAACUACAGAAGGGGCGCUUGUCGCAAGCAUCUGUCGGGGAUGCAAGGCCGCUAAUCAAGCGGGCGGGGUGACUACGGAACUCAUCGGCGAUGCUAUUACACGGUCAGCUUGCUUGAAAUUUCCUAGCCUGGAAAAGGCCUAUUCAGCAAAGACUUGGUUGGAGACCUCUGAGGGUCAUACGAGGAUGCGGACAGCUUUCCGCCAGACUAGCAAAUAUAUUGUCCUCAAGGAGGUGCAGGUAAGCAUUGUCGGUGAGCUUCUGUAUCCCCGGUUCGUAGCCAGUACCGGAGAUGCAAUGGGGAUGAAUAUGAUAUCCGUCGCCGUUGAAAAGGCGCUAGUUGCAUUGCAAGAUGCCGGAUUCCGGGAUAUGACCAUCCUUUCUUUGUCCGGAAACACAUGUACCGAUAAAAAACCCUCCGCAAUGAAUUGGGUCAGAGGUCGCGGCAAGCAUGUCGUUGCGCAGGCUCGGAUUCCUUCGCAGGUCAUCCGAGAUGUGCUUCGGACAACUCCAGCUACAUUACUGGAACUUAACGUGGUGAAGAAUCUGACUGGGAGCGCAGUGGCUGGCACCCUUGGGGGCUUCAAUACCCAUGCAAGCAAUAUAGUAAGCGGAGUGUUUCUGGCUACGGGUCAGGAUGUGGCCCAGGUUGUGGAGAGCAGCAAUUGCAUCACCACUAUGAGCGAGGUUGAGACCGACUUACUAGUCUCUGUCACGAUGCCAUCGAUCGAAGUUGGCACAGUUGGUGGUGGAACCAAUUUACCUGCACAGGCCUCUAUGCUGGAGCUGCUAGAUGUUCGAGGGACUCACCGGUUGGGUCCGGGUCUGAACGCUCGUCGACUCGCCCGAGUGAUUGCCGCUGCGGUUCUGGUAGGAGAGCUGAGUACGUGCUCGGCGUUGGCAACUGCGGAUCUUGCCAGCGCCCACCUCCGAUUGAAUCGAAAGCGACCGAGUAGGAUGAAUUGUGCCACCUAA